This is a messenger RNA of Nematolebias whitei (Rio pearlfish), 2278 nucleotides long. RefSeq names its product cysteine-serine-rich nuclear protein 3 (gene csrnp3). Lineage: Eukaryota; Metazoa; Chordata; Actinopteri; Cyprinodontiformes; Rivulidae. Bases 291 to 2138 code for a protein of 615 amino acids. The transcript has 6 exons. The record is from RefSeq and is a predicted model, not a curated record. Gene Ontology annotation, molecular function: DNA-binding transcription factor activity, RNA polymerase II-specific; sequence-specific DNA binding. Gene Ontology annotation, biological process: regulation of transcription by RNA polymerase II. Gene Ontology annotation, cellular component: nucleus.
UGAGCAGCCGGAAGCUGCGCUCCUGAAGCUCCGCUGAAUGCGACAGCUGCGCCGGGUGCUCCGGUUUCUCUUGGACCGCUUGGGGGGGAACCAGCACCGGGUUGUUUGGCGCUCUGGCGCAGGUGGAGGAUUUACUCAGAGGGAAACCAGAACUUGAUGGUUAAAGAGGAAAAAAGCUGUGAAGUCCACUUUGUCCUGCGUGGAGCGUCAGCCUGGAACUAGAUGAGAAUAAAGAAAUGAAUGAACAGAAGUGGGCCGUAGCAGUGUAACACAUUCAGCUGAAGGUGCAGAUGCGGCAGGCCAUGAGCGGAAUACUGAAGAGAAAAUUUGACGAGGUGGAAGCCUCCUCCUCCCCGUGCUCUUCUGUGCGGGAGUCUGAUGAUGAGGUCUCCUGCAGCGAGAGUGGGGAUAGCAGCGACAGCGUUAACCCCUCUGCCUCAGACCCUUUCACCCCCGACUCGAUCCUGAAGCGAGAGAAGCGUCUGCGUGCGAGGAGAGUGCAUUUUGAGAAUGUGACGGUGUACUACUUCUGCCGGCGGCAGGGCUUCACCAGCGUGCCCAGCCAGGGCGGCAGCACACUGGGCAUGUCCAACAGGCACAGCUGGGUCAGGCAGUACUCCCUAGGGGAGUUUGCCCAGGAGCAGGAGAGGAUCCACAGAGAUAUGCUCAGAGAUCACUUGAAGGAGGAGAAACUCAACUCUGUCAAACUCAAGCUGACCAAGAACGGCACCGUGGAGUCUGAGGAGGCCGACGCGCUCACAGCAGAGGACAUCUCUGAUGAUGACAUCGAUCCGGACAACACAGAGGUUGAUGAGUACUUCUUCUUGCAGCCUCUUACCACUAAAAAGCGCAGAGUGCUGCUGCGCUCCUCGGGGGUGAAGAAGAUCGACGUGGAGGAGAAGCACGAGCUUCAAACCAUUCGCAUGUCCAGGGAGGACUGUGGCUGCGACUGCAGGGUUUUCUGUGACCCAGAGACCUGUGCUUGCAGUAUCGCAGGGAUAAAGUGUCAGGUGGAUCGAAUGUCAUUUCCGUGUGGCUGCACUAAAGAAGGUUGCAGCAAUUCAGCUGGAAGAGUGGAGUUUAAUCCCAUCCGUGUCCGGACCCACUUCCUACACACCAUCAUGAAGCUGGAGCUGGAGAAGAGCCGUGAGCAGCAGCAGACAUCCUCAACCAACGGUUACUGUGGCAACGCUAACGACUCGGGAAGCGGAAACCCUUUUGCAGAGGCGCAGCACCGGUUAGAGUACUCGCUGACCGACUCCGUCCCUCAGACGACCAGUAUGCACCUGCCCGCUGCAGAUGAGCUGGAGGAACCGCUAGAUGAUGAUGAAGAUGAUGAUGAGGAAGAAGAUGAAGAGGAGGAGGAGGAGAAUGAAGAAGAGGAGGAGGACAGCAGCAGCAUUUGCAGUGGGCUGUCUGACUCCAGCACACAGAGCUUGGCUAACAGUGACUCUGAGGAUGAGGAGGGUGACGAUGACGAUGCAGAGAAAUGUGUGAAUUUUGAGGAAGACUUAACGACGCCAGCAGUUUCUCACACCGAAGUGGUGCCAUUGUCCUCUGUGAUGUGUUACAGUGAUGGCUCUGUGGGACACGAUCACAUCAAUGGAAACCCUUACUUGAUGAACUCUUCCUCGGCUGAGUACUAUCAGCUGGGGAACUCCAGUACAGACUUGAACAGUCAAACCAGUCAACCCAGUGAAUCCUACAGGGAAGCCUUAGCAUUCCAAGAUCCAGUCAGUACAACCAACGGUAAUGUGGUGCAAGGACCAUUCAGCCUGUCUGCCGAGCAGUACACAGGCUACUCUAAUCAGACAGAGGACCAGUACUCGGCCAGUCCCCAUUUUACUCUGAAUGGUGGCCCUACUGCUGCCCCGUUGACCAGCUACACACCUGACCAGAACAACAAGGUGCUGUCCAAGGCGGUGUUUGCGGAGCAGACGGAGAACCAGAACGAGACACAGUUUCAGAACUACCUUAAUAACAGUCAAAGUUCCUACAGCAGUCACAGUGCACGUAUGACAGCUGAGCAGCCUCCAAAGGAGUCAAGUGCUAAUGGACAUUCUGACCUAACCUUACUAGCAAACAAUACAAAGAACCUUCCUUUACCAGACCAUUGCCCUGAGGUCACAGCUAUCUGAAGGGCGCACCUUAUAAUAAAGUGUUCAUUCAUGAUUAUGUCUUCACUUGAGUCUGGCCAAGUUGUGUUUCUAGAAAACAAAAUCGUUGCUUUUUUCCCCACUUUCACAAUAACGUAGGCCUGUCACGAUAACAAAUUUUG